GAUGAGACCAAAGAGAAGCUGCAAGCAUUUUGGAAACACAUCGCGUACCUCAUUAUUGACAAAGUGUCAAUGAUCUCGAAGAGCUUCUUCACGCUCUUGUCGCGGCAGAUCAGUAUCGGAAAGGAGAAGUCCAGAGUUCCAUCCAAGGCCCUAUUCUACCCGACCAACCUCAUGAUAGACUCGGUCGACAGCCAGAUCGGUCGGAGUAUCUAUGAGGAGUUCGUCAAUGUGGUCAUCUUGCAAGAGCAGAUGCAGGUGACAGACCCUGUAUGGCGAGACUUUUUGGAGCAUCUCCGAUAUGGCCGGGUUCAAAAGUGGCACCUGAUGAUGUUACAUCAGCUCGUUAUCACCAGCCCACAUUGUCCGGAAACUGACUUUCAGUCAUUGCCUUGGAGCGAUGCUUCUCUUGUAAUGCCACGCCAUGCUAUGCGACAGUUGUGGAACGAUUCAGCCAACCGCAAACACUGUCGAGGGACAAGCAGUCAAUUAUAUAUAUGCGAGGCAGAAGACUCUAUCAAGAAGCGAAAGCUCACUAUACGAGAACAUUAUGCCGUUGCAGGUCGAAGAUACACUGAGGACGGCUGCCGUAAGCGCAACCAAAAGAACGAGCUUCCUGCGAGGGUGGAGAUUGCUGUUGGAAUGAAAGUCAUGGUGACUUCGAAUGUGGAGACAGACUUGGACAUCACCAAUGGUGCCCGGGGAGUUAUCACUGACAUUAUCUUGCAUCCUGACGAGCCACCAAUCGACCCAAGCGCACCGAUAGUGAAGCUGCAGCAUCUUCCAGCAUAUAUACUCGUGAAGCUGAACCAGACGCGUGCC
This is a messenger RNA of Phanerochaete carnosa HHB-10118-sp, 819 nucleotides long. RefSeq lists its product as uncharacterized. The annotation marks the transcript as partial. The record is from RefSeq and is a predicted model, not a curated record. NCBI's taxonomy places the organism in Eukaryota, Fungi, Basidiomycota, Agaricomycetes, Polyporales, Phanerochaetaceae. The transcript is spliced from 2 exons.